Messenger RNA from Xenopus laevis (African clawed frog), 4295 nucleotides. RefSeq names its product ubiquitin-like with PHD and ring finger domains 2, E3 ubiquitin protein ligase L homeolog (gene uhrf2.L). Bases 421 to 2859 code for a protein of 812 amino acids. The record is from RefSeq and is a predicted model, not a curated record. Gene Ontology annotation, molecular function: ubiquitin protein ligase activity; ubiquitin-protein transferase activity; histone binding. The transcript is spliced from 15 exons. Gene Ontology annotation, cellular component: nucleus; chromosome. Gene Ontology annotation, biological process: negative regulation of gene expression via chromosomal CpG island methylation; protein ubiquitination. Lineage: Eukaryota; Metazoa; Chordata; Amphibia; Anura; Pipidae.
UUCCAUUCUCUUUCCCUGUCUCUUUAACCAGAGCCAACCCAGCCGCCUUUCCGCUUUAUUUCGCGAGAUUUUAGCUUGGCGCCGUGACCCCCCAUGUGAGAAGCAGUUUCCUAGUAAACACUCCCUUUGCAGCUUAGCCAUGGUCCCAUGGAUUCCCAUUCCUUGUAAAAAUAGAUCCAAAACAUCACCAAGAAGCACCUCCGCGACACAUUAGCCUUGGACUCGUUCAUCCUCAUCCCCGCCAGGCGCCUCACCUUACCUGCGUUUUUUUUAAUCUCUUUUGUUGGUUUAUCUGCCAUUGUCUUAACCCCUAUAUUUUUGUUGUCGCAAACCAUAUUAAUAAGGGCAAUAGGAAGAUUGCACGGAUAAAGCCGGUGCUUCUAUAUUCCCUCUCACUAGUGAUAAGUGGGCAGCACCACAAUGUGGAUCCAGGUCCGAACCAUAGAUGGCACCGAGACCCACACCAUAGACGACUUGUCGCGUCUGACCAAGAUCGAGAGCCUGAGGCUGAAGAUUCAGGAGACCUUCAACGUCACACCAGACCGGCAAAGGCUCUUCUACCGGGGCAAACAGCUAGAAGAUGGCCAUACCCUUUUUGACUACAAUGUUGGCUUGAAUGACAUUGUCCAGCUAUUAAUUCGCUCACAGUCAGAUGAUUCUUCUUCUUCCCUAAAGAAAAAAGAUGGGGAUGGGAGGGCUCACAGUAAUGCUGCGAACAAGUCCAGAGUCAGUGCAACUUCCACUCUGCCAUCAACAUCAGCUAGAGCAUUCCUCAUUGAUCCAGGCAUUGGAAUUUACAAGAUUAACGAGUUGGUCGAUGCCCGUGAUGUCAGUAUAGGAUCCUGGUUUGAAGCGCAUGUGGAGAAUGUCACCCAGAAUAAAAAAGCACAGAAGAAUGGCAAGGCUUACUUGAAAGGUGGCCAUUGUUACAGAGUGGCUAAUGGAAACUUGGAGCAUUCAAGAGAAAAUGUUGUGGAUACCAACCCUUCAACUUCUUACAAUGACAUUUUGGAUGACAAUGAAAAUGUUAUUUAUCAUAUCAAGUAUGAUGAUUAUCCAGAAAAUGGUCUAGUUGAAAUGGAUUUGUCCAACCUGCGGCCAAGAGCAAGAACUUUACUAAAGUGGAGUGAUCUCAAAAUUGGUGACAAAGUCAUGGUGAAUUACAAUGUCGAAACUCCAGAGGAGCGGGGAUUCUGGUUUGAUGCUGAAAUAACCAACCUGAAGGAAAUGUCAAGAACUAAUAAAGACGUUUUCGCCAAGAUAUUUUUGGGUGGCCCUGUGGAUGUAAUAGAUGACUGCAAGAUACAUUUUGCAGAUGAAAUAUACAAAAUAGAAAAGCCUGGAGCUUACCCGCUAUCAUCUGGCGAUGGAGAAUUCAAAAGAAAAAGUGGGCCUGAGUGUAAGCACUGCAAAGCAGAUCCAGAAACCGAAUGCAGGUUCUGUUCAUGCUAUGUGUGCGGUGGAAAGCAGGAUGCUCACAUGCAACUUCUAUGUGAUGAAUGCAACAUGGCCUACCAUAUUUACUGCCUGAAUCCGCCUUUGGAAAAGAUACCAGAAGAUGAAGACUGGUAUUGCCCUUCCUGUAAAAAUGAUGCCACAGAAGUGGUUAAAGCAGGUGAAAAACUGAAGCAGAGUAAAAAGAAAGCAAAGAUGCCCUCCGCUAGCACUGAAAGCCAGAGGGACUGGGGAAAGGGAAUGGCUUGUGUUGGCCGCACAAAGGAAUGCACUAUUGUUCCAUCCAAUCACUAUGGCCCUAUCCCAGGGGUCCCUGUUGGUGCUACGUGGAAGUUCAGAGUGCAGGUUAGUGAAGCAGGUGUCCACAGACCUCAUGUGGGCGGCAUCCAUGGGCGCAGCAAUGAUGGAGCCUAUUCUCUUGUAUUAGCCGGAGGUUUUGAAGAUGAAGUGGAUCGGGGUGAUGAAUUCACCUAUACAGGUAGUGGUGGCCGUGAUCUUUCUGGAAACAAAAGAAUUGGUGAACAUUCUUUUGAUCAGACGUUAACUCACAUGAACAGGGCCCUGGCCCUAAACUGUGAUGCGGCUCUGAACGAUAAAGAUGGUGCAGAAUCUAAGAACUGGAGAGCUGGGAAGCCAGUCCGUGUGGUUCGUAGUUCUAAGGGGCGCCGAAUAAGCAAAUAUGCCCCUGAAGAUGGCAAUAGAUAUGAUGGCAUUUACAAGGUUGUUAAGUACUGGCCGGAAAUAGGCAAGUGUGGGUUUCUGGUCUGGCGCUACCUUCUAAGGCGUGAUGAUGCUGAGCCUGCUCCCUGGACUCCAGAGGGCAUGGAUAGAUCAAAAAACCUAGGCCUUACAUUACAGUUCCCUGAAGGGUAUUUGGAAGCUAUGGCUAGCAAAGAGAAGAAGGAUAAGGUGAAAAGGCAGCCUGUAAGAUCAGAAACCAGCAGCCCAGUCAAUCAGAAUCUUCACAACACCAGCAACACACCAAACCAGCAGCCGCCAAGCAGCCCAGAGCAAGCCACUAGUCCAGUCAGAAGAGCGAGUCAGAAGUUCAGCAGCAGCCAAAGCAAUGGGAACCAGAAAAGAGCAGUGGAAGAUGAGGACAAAGAGAUUAAGCCCCCUAUCAAGUCUAUGAAACUGUCAGAAGAUUCAAAAGGAGAGGCAUUCCAGCUCACUCAACAACAGCAGUGGUUAAUAGGAGAGGACACACUGAAUCAGAAACUAUGGGACGAAGUGCUUGUGUCCAUCAAGGAAGGACCUAGCUGCCUGCAACGUUCUUUCCGAGCAGAGGUUUACACUUGUCCUGCUUGUCGUUAUGAUCUAGGCAAGUCAUACAACAUGGUCGCCAACAAAAUUUUACAAACGCUUCUUGAUCAGUUUUUCCCUGGAUAUAGCAAAGGCCGGUGAUUUUUUUUUUUUUUAGGCUUUUGUGGCUUGUUCUAUUUUCGACUUUUUAUAACAUUUUAACAGACAUAUAAGACAUUUCGAAGUAAAAGAAAUUGGCAGUGGAUCAGGGGAAUUCAUUUAUGAAAAAAUUACACAGCUUAUUCUCAAAAGUUCGUUUUUGGACAAUAGCUGUGUUGUUCCCAUUUUGAAUAACCAUAAUGACAGACUGGCUUUCGAAGCCCCACAUUUAAAGUCCUACUUGUUUAAUUUUGCUGCCCCUGACCACCAGGAGAAUGAGUGUGUGGAGAGGAAAUCAGGACAGCUGGUGUUCAGCAAACCACUGCCUCUUGGAUGUUUAGUUGUGUCUGGUCUAUGAGGUUUAUCAGCUCUGGUACCAAGAGAGUUCACAGUGCAUUGCAGGACAACAGCUUGUUGACUCUUCUAGGGCUUAAGGGCUCAAAGUUCACUGACAGCACUUAGGAAAAUGUUAGCUUUAAAAUAAAAACGUGCAUUUCUCCCUCUUCUUUCCUGGAUUCAUCCUUUACUGUUUUUGCAUUUCCUUUUUGUAAAGCCUAUUUGUAGUUUCUUAUGUUGAGCUUUUCUGCAAGUUGACUACUAAUAACAAUACAUAUGCAUUGUCGCUACAUUAAUGUAAAGUGAUCUGUGUUGUUGGGAUUUUUUUUACUGUUUUACUUCUUUGCUAAUGUUUUCUGCACUUAGAAAUAAUCAAGCCAGUCUAGCUAAGUAAAUAAUAUUUUCUAUAAGAAAGAUCACUUGUAUUAGUUAAAAAUUGUAUGUUUCACUAGGACUUGUAUAAAUGGCAAUACUGAGCAUUGCUGGUGGGUGCUAGUCAUAGAUCUGAGGGUCUAAAAAAUUUUCCUAUUGUGAUCUCAAAUUUUAUACAACAUAUAAUCCCAGAAAUAUACCUUAUUAAAUAUUUUAUAACUCUUGAAAUGAAGCUUAUGAUUUUUCCUGCUCUAUGCUAAUUACAGUAGACGUAGUAAAUUAACCUUUUUUUUUGGGCAAUGUUUUAUAUACACAAACCAUGUGGAACGCACACCAUGAGUUCAGUAGUUGCCUGGGUGCCGGUCCAUUUAUAAACAAUGAAAUAAUUCCCAAGGUGACGGCACUCGCAUAUAUACAUAUUUUCUCCGAAUUUCUAAGAAAAUGCCCCUUUCUGAGCUUGAGCUUUGUUACAUGAGAUUGUGUUUGGAUACUGGUAUGAAGUGACUUCUGUAUUCUUGGUUGUAUAAUCAUUUGGUUAGUAGGGAUGAAAAAGCAUGUUCAAAGCCAUCGGGGUUUUUUUUUUUGUCGGAUCCGAAGAUUGUUACCACUAUAUAAUAGCCACAAAUUGCCUAAUAUUAUUUAUAACCAUAUAUGACUUUUCAUUGUGGUCAUGGAAAUGUUUUUUCCCCUUUUUCCCCUUUUUAAUGCAAAUAAACCACUAUGCUGCUGGA